AUGCCCUCCGAAACUGAGCCCCUUCUCCCGCGCUACGAGGACGACACCUCGCGCCAGCGCCGCCUUCACCAGAAGCUCCACUCCUACCAGAUGCUACGCGCUCUCUCCGAGGGAUACAUGCCAACAACAGAACAAACAAUCGCAAACCUACGCACCCUACUUGCCUCUGACGUCCUCAAUCUUCGAAACCAGGAGAUCGGCUCCCAUGGCCGUCAACUCGUUCGCGACGCACGGCUGUGGUUGACCACCUUUAUCGAGCUGCUACUUGAGAAGAACAAUGAUGACCAGCUACAGGAGUUCCUGUGGCAUGUCGUGCGAUCACGCGUGGAGAUUGAUGGGGAUAAAGUAUCGCAGCAGGCUGCACGUGUGAAGGCGCGUGCGGAUACUAGAGCUGCAUAUGACAGUUUUCGGACCGUGGGGAGUUUGCUGUUGACGAAUGCUGAUUUCAGGCUCUUUGUCGAUGAUGUCGCUACUGUUGGGAAGCAGAUCUUUGCGGAUACGGCCGAGUCGCUUUCUGAGACGUCGAAGCUGGUUGCGGAGCAGGUCAGACCUUCGAAGAAUGAGGAGGAGGCUCUGAUGGGGGCCGGAGCCGAUGAGGGCCGUGAGGUCUCGAGAGAGGAAGUCGUGGAAGAAGUAACCACGGUUGCAGGGGUUGCGGGGGAGGGGAUUGCUCAUACUGGGGAGGAAGCGCUGAAGAGUGCUAAGGAGCAUUUCACUGGUCGGGAGAGGGAUACGCUUCUGUUUCGACUUAAGAAGACUGUUCAGCAAUUGAGGCAGAGGACUGAUUAUUCCGAUUCUGUGUCGACGCUUGCGCAGAUGGUUCAGCGAUAUGCUAUGUUCUAUGCCAAUGCCGCCGAGGACACGGCUUCGACAGCCGGGGAAAAUGUCGAGGCUAAUGCUGAUCUGAAGCAAGCGGUGGACCAGUUCUGGGAUUUACUGCGCAUGUUCGGCAGUGCGAAGGAAUGGGAGGAGCUCCAGAAGAAAUUCCAGAAUGUUAUGCGCCAUGCCAACAAAGAUCCCGAGUUUGAGCAGAUGAUGGGAGAAGUCGGCACAUCUCUGCAGGAUAUGCUCACCGAUCCCGAGUUCUUCGAUUCCGCCCCCGAGAAGCUCGAUGAACUGCAGAAGCAAUCGGAGAAAGUGGGCUCAGAGACCGGGCUCCGCGACGACAUUGUGGAGUUCCUGGCACAGACCAAGCGUACAUUGCGCGCGCUACCUGAGGAUGCUGCUAUUUCCAAGUUGGUCAAUGCUACCAAGAAGCUAUACGAUGAUGCAUGGGGCGCAUACAACGACAAGAGCACCGAUCUCCCAGCCGACUUGGUUAAUGUCUUCCUUCCUGUCGUUCUGCGCAUGAUCCAGUAUGUGCCUAUUCCCCGUCUGGAAGUCGCAGCUCCCGAGAUGGAUCUUCUUCUGGAAAAUUUGAUCCUGGAACCGGGUCAUACUGUCAAUUUCUCUUCAUUCCUUCCGUACCGCAUGCACCUUACCACUCGCAACGACAUCGACAUAGUCAAGAAACACUCUAAACAGACCCAGACGGACAUCAAGACCGUCUUCAGGGUGACAGUCCAAGGUCUGAACAUCAGUGCCCAAGACUUCGGAUACUGGUUGAAGACCCACACUCUUUUCUGGCACAUGAAGGAUGAAGGCAUCGCCAGCUUCUAUCUUGACCGCCGAGGUAUCGACAUCAGCCUGGAGGUAGAGGUCGGUCGCGGCAACCUGGAACAAAUCUUUACACUCCGCAACGUCCGAGUGCGCAUCCACAAGCUCGACUACAAGGUCUCACAGAGCAAGUGGAGGUUCCUCCUCUGGCUCACCAAGCCAUUCCUGAAACAUCUCGUCCGCCGAGUCCUUGAAAAGAAAAUCGCCGAAGAGAUAGUGGGUGCCGCCCACGCCUUGAACCGGGAGCUGAUAUUUGCCCGCGAGCGUCUGCGUGCGACUCGCAUCGCCAAUCCGGAGGACCUGGGGACGUUUGUGCGCGCCGUACUCGCACGAUUGAAGCCCGCCGACACGGACGUGGAAGCUCGGAUCGCUAUUGAGCCUCCAAAGUCUGGAGUCUUCAAGGGUAUUUAUGCGCCCGGUAGCAUUGUCAAGACCUGGCAUGACGAGGCGACCCGAGCUCAGGAGGCGAUUGAGGAUGGAGAUGAAACCCACGGUCUGGGACAUACCUGGCAUAAUGCCAUUUUUGAUGUUGCUGGAGCGUGA
Molecule: messenger RNA, 2199 nt
Organism: Penicillium atrosanguineum
Lineage: Eukaryota; Fungi; Ascomycota; Eurotiomycetes; Eurotiales; Aspergillaceae
Exons: 2
Coding region: 1-2199 (732 amino acids)
Molecular function (GO): lipid binding
Source: RefSeq, a predicted model, not a curated record